AUGGCUGCAUACUUCUUUAACUAUGAGGAUGAAGCAAACAUUGGUGUAACACAAGAUGCUGCUAAACCCAUAAACCCAUCAACCAAUCUGGCGACGGUGUCUCGGCGAAGAUCCUUCUUUCUCGCAGUGACUCCUUCUGGAGUGGUCCUCACGGUGCGCGGCUGUGCAAUGGCUGUAGCAGCUGGUCUCCAUCCUAUUGGCUCUGACUGCGCUACGUCGUUACGUCGUCACGUCGCCACAUCUCCUGGACCAAUCUCCGCCCGGGUCGCUCGCUGCUGGACCGCCGCCAUGUUCGCCGGAUCGCCGCUCAUCAUCCGCUGCCACCGCUCAUCUGCCGCCGCUGCUGCACUCCAGUUCAUUGGAGGAAGGUGCCCCCCGCUCCUAGGAGUUAAAAAAGAAGUAGGAGAUGUUAAUAUUCUAAUCAACAAUGCUGUUAUCUUGAAUUGGAAGAAUUUCAUUGUUCUUACAGAUUCUGAAAUGGAAGACACACUAGACUUGAACAUUAAGGCACAAUUCUUGACUUGCAAAGCUUUCCUACCAGCCAUGAUUUCCUGUAACUGUGGUCAUUUGGUUACUAUUUCAAGUACAGGAGCACUAACUGGGGCCAAUGCACUUUCAUACUGCUGUGCAAGUAAGUGGGCAGAAACUGGCUUUUUGGAGGCUAUUGCUUUUGAAUUACAGGCUGCAGGAAAGAAAGGCAUCAAAACGACCAUUGUCUUUCCUUAUUAUGUUGACACAGAAAUGAUUACUGGAGUACAAACAACGAGGCCCUGUCUGUUUCCAAUCUUGGAUGUGGGCAGGAGUAUUGUGGAUGCUGUUCUGAAGGAGAAGUUUUAUCUCUUUAUUCCAUCAUGGGUGUCCUUCAUUCCUCUAAAAAUAUUUCUACCAACAAAAGUAAUGUUCCUUCUUGCUGAAUAUUUGGGAUUCUUCAAUUACUUUGAUCACUUCAAAGGUCGGAAGAAAAUAAAAGAGAACAAAAUUUAA
Molecule: messenger RNA, 984 nt
Organism: Gekko japonicus
Lineage: Eukaryota; Metazoa; Chordata; Lepidosauria; Squamata; Gekkonidae
Product: epidermal retinol dehydrogenase 2-like
Exons: 7
Coding region: 1-984 (327 amino acids)
Cellular component (GO): lipid droplet
Molecular function (GO): oxidoreductase activity, acting on the CH-OH group of donors, NAD or NADP as acceptor
Source: RefSeq, a predicted model, not a curated record